AUGUUGACUCAAUCCAUAGUGAAUUUUACUCAACUUUUAUAUAAAUUCUUCUUCAAACUGUCUUCGAAAAUUUCGGCACUUAUCUUCAUUCCUAUUCUUUUAUUAUAUUUCUUUUCGCCAACUCAUUCGGCUCCAGUAUCAUCAGCUCAAUUUGAAAUCAUGUCGAAUAGUUCAUAUCGAAAUUUUAUUCUUAGACAAUAUUUUAUUGAUUUGUUAAAUAUAUCGCACACAUCUCUUGUUCGUUCAAUGGUUUAUAAUCAUCGCUCAACAAAUGAACACAAUUCCCGACGUAAACGUUCCAAUGAUGAUGUCUUAUCUAGUCCUCUCUUUACAUUACAAUCAAGCGGUUGUACCAUGAUUGAUAAUCAAGUUCAAUCAACAUUUCAUUGGUCUCAUGCAACAGAUUUAUUAACUUCAAUCGAACUUGUCUAUCAUAUUGAUUCGAGUGAAAGCAAACAAUCAACAAUUCCGUUACAUCUGAAAUUCAAACAUUUACAAACAUCGGUCGAACUCUUUACGAUUGAUACGUAUUUACAAUUCGAUUCUGAUCGAGAUUUUUAUUCGAUUAAUCUCAUUGAAUAUAUUCGUUCAGUGAAACAGGAGAAUUUCCUUAUUGAAUCAAGCAUCACAAGUGAAACAUGUCAAACAUCGCAUGCAUACAUGAUUCUAUCAUCGACCAAUCUUCGUCUGAGACCCAAUCAAACAUUUAAACUCAAUCCUACACUUUCCUUCGAUCUUCGUCAAUUAACCGAUGUCCAACCAGAGUCAACGUGUAAACUUCGAACAAUUCAAAUCAAAUUUGAAGAUCUUGGUUUAGCUUAUUUAAUUAUUCGACCCAAAGAAUACACAUUUACAUAUUGUGAUGGCUCAUGCUCGUCAACGUUUCAUCAAUCAUCAAUGCAUGCUGUUUUACAAUCGAUUAUCAAUCGGAAAACAGGCAAUGUUCCUCGUCCAAUGUGUGCACCAUCACAAUUUGCUGACGAUAAUUUUCUUCUUCGACAAACCGAUGGAAGUAUUGCAAUUUAUCCGAUUAAAGAUGCUAUUGUGAAACAAUGUGCUUGCCUGUGA
Molecule: messenger RNA, 1068 nt
Organism: Adineta ricciae
Lineage: Eukaryota; Metazoa; Rotifera; Eurotatoria; Adinetida; Adinetidae
Source: the annotation of a GenBank genome assembly